GCCUUCAGGGAGCGAGCCAUGGAGGGCGAGCGGGCGCCGCUGCUCGGUUCGCGGCGGGUGGCGGCGGCGGCGGCGGCGGCCGGGGCGUUUGCGGGGCGGCGCGCGGCGUGCGGGGCGGUGCUGUUGGCCGAGCUGCUGGAGCGCGCCGCCUUUUACGGCGUCACGGCCAACUUGGUGCUGUUCCUGAACGGCGCGCCGUUCAACUGGGAGGGCGCCCAGGCCAGCCAGGCGCUGCUGCUCUUCAUGGGCCUCACCUACCUGGGCUCGCCGUUCGGGGGCUGGCUCGCCGACGCGCGGCUCGGCCGGGCGCGCGCCAUCCUCCUCAGCCUGGCCCUCUACUUGCUGGGCAUGCUGGCCUUCCCGCUGCUGGCCGCGCCCCGCUCGCGCGCCGCGCUCUGCGGGGACCCGCGCCCCGAGCUCGUCCGCAAUUGCUCGGCGCCCUUCCCCAACGGGACGGCGGUGUGUCCCGAUGUCGCCGCGCGCCGCUGCGCUCCCGCCACCUUCGCGGGGCUGGUGCUCGUGGGACUCGGGGUGGCCACGGUCAAGGCCAACAUCACGCCCUUCGGCGCGGACCAGGUCAAAGAUCGUGGUCCAGAAGCCACUAGGAGAUUUUUCAAUUGGUUUUACUGGAGCAUUAAUUUGGGAGCGAUCCUGUCGUUAGGAGGCAUUGCCUAUAUUCAGCAGAAUGUAAGCUUUCUCACGGGUUACCUGAUUCCCACUGUCUGCGUGGCCAUCGCUUUCCUGGUCUUCCUUUGUGGCCAGAGUGUCUUCAUCACCAAGCCUCCUGAUGGCAGCGCCUUCACUGACAUGUUCAGGAUUUUGACCUACAGCUGUUGCUCCCACAGAGGUGGGCAGCGGAGAAGUGGUGAAGGCCUUGGAGUCUUUCAGCAAUCUUCUAAACACAGUCUGUUUGAUUCAUGUAAGAUGUCGCGUGGAGGGCCGUUCACAGAGGACAAAGUGGAAGACGUGAAAGCCCUGGUCAAGAUCGUGCCCGUGUUCUUGGCUCUGAUUCCUUACUGGACAGUGUACUUCCAAAUGCAGACCACGUACGUUUUACAGAGUCUUCAUCUGAAGAUUCCAGAAAUCUCAAGUAUCACCACCACCCAUCACACGCUGCCUGCAGCCUGGCUCACCAUGUUCGAUGCGGUCCUCAUCCUCCUCCUCAUCCCGCUGAAGGACAAGCUAGUGGACCCAGUGCUCAGGAGACACGGCCUGCUCCCGUCCUCCCUGAAGAGGAUUGCUGUGGGGAUGUUCUUUGUCAUGUGCUCUGCCUUUGCUGCGGGAAUCCUGGAGAGUAAAAGGCUGGACCUGGUGAAGGAGAAGACCAUCAACCAGACCAUUGGUGGUGUGGUGUACCAUGCUGCUGACCUGCCCAUCUGGUGGCAGAUCCCACAGUAUGUGCUCAUUGGCAUCAGUGAGAUAUUUGCAAGUAUAGCAGGUUUGGAGUUUGCAUACUCAGCUGCUCCCAAGUCCAUGCAGAGCGCCAUCAUGGGACUCUUCUUCUUCUUCUCUGGCAUUGGGUCCUUUGUGGGCUCAGGACUGUUAGCCCUGGUCUCUCUUAAGGCCAUUGGGUGGAUGAGCAGCCAUACAGACUUUGGGAACAUCAACAGUUGCCACCUGCAUUACUACUUCUUCCUGCUGGCUGCCAUCCAGGGAGCUACACUGCUGCUCUUCCUCAUCAUCUCGGUGAAGUAUGACCGCCAGCGGGCCAGGGCAGAUGCGGGGCCGGCCAGCACAAGGCCCUGAUGCAGCCAGCCAGCCUGCUCACAGGUUCUGCAGACUGUAAGGCCUCGGCGCCUGCUAACCGCCAGGGCACUGCCAGCAGGCCCAUUGAGGGAGCCUUGGGGUCACAACUUCUGACCUUGCAUGUUGUCUGGACUGGCUUCCCUUCCUUUGCCCAGAUGAGUGUGGUGAGUGCCUUACUGUGAUCCAUCUCCUGUGCACUGGGCCUGCCAGGGGAGAAGCGUGGAGCUGAGAACGUGGCUUCUCUCACUGAAGGUCUCUCUCUGCUCGUCCUGAGCCAGCCAUGCUUCCUCUUUCAGAGUCCUGGGCAGCCACUGUUCCGCCACUGGCAUCCUUACUCCUUACAGACACUGGUACUUCUUCCUCAUAGCAUCUCCUUGAAGAUUAGCAAGCACUUCCAUCAAGGGGUAGGGGUUCUCUUUGGAGAUGAAAGUAUGGUCGGUGACAUGAUGGUCCCUAGGAGCAGCACCAGCUCCAUUCAUAGUCUCUUUCUUGUCACAGUCUUGCUGAUGCCAAGGCCUUGGGGUCAGUAGUGCAGACUCACCUGAGAGGAGGUUUUGUUGGUGAGGUAAGGGAAGUUUCUUUAUUAGACUAGCCUGGCUUCAGACUUGGGCCACCUCAUGUCUGCCACCUGAGUGCUGAGAUCUCAGAUGUGUGACGCUGUGGUCAGCGGGACUUAGUUCUUCAGCUACUGAUCGGCUUUUUUAAGUACAAGCAUCAGUGCCGCCUGAGGACACUGUGUCCUCGCUGAAACCAGACAGCAGCUGACAGGAGACUGGAGUCACAUCAGGCAGAUCUUCUCCUAGAACCUGACUCUGUCGAGUAAGGCUGGAGGCAGGGGUGAGUGGUGGGGUAAGGCUGGAGGCGGGUGAGUGGGAAAGCCCGGGGGCUGGUGGACAGGUCACCACCUUUAUAUUGUUACUGACAUACCUGGGGUUUGUUCUGUGUGUUGCUGUUUUGUAUAAUUUUAUAAAAGCUUCUCAAACAUGA
Molecule: messenger RNA, 2733 nt
Organism: Peromyscus leucopus (white-footed mouse)
Lineage: Eukaryota; Metazoa; Chordata; Mammalia; Rodentia; Cricetidae
Gene: Slc15a4
Product: solute carrier family 15 member 4
Exons: 8
Coding region: 19-1746 (575 amino acids)
Biological process (GO): oligopeptide transport; histidine transport; transmembrane transport
Cellular component (GO): membrane
Molecular function (GO): L-histidine transmembrane transporter activity
Source: RefSeq, a predicted model, not a curated record